CCAGAGUUCAAAUAUUGAGAACUCCUUUCAAAAGAAACUUUUGGUGUAGUCAUCCAUCUAGAGUCCUAGUAAAAGUGAUAACGGGAGACCAAAAUUAUCGCAUCAUUCCAAUUUGUUCUUUUUCAAUGUGGGAUAUUUUAUCCAUACAAAAUUUUUAGCCGACUCUCAAACCACGUGAAUAUCCUACUGAAAAAACACCCCUUGUUUUCUUUUUUGCUUCACAAUUCCCGAUAGAAUCCGCACCCUCAUGGGAUGCCAUUAAGCAACUGCCAUCACUCUCCCUGUUUCAAUGAACAAUCCCCUCCUCUAAUCUUUUUUUUUUUUCUCUCUCUCUCUUAACAAAUAACACAGUGCUUGAUUGAUGAUGGGUCUUCCCUAUAAUAUAAGGUCAGUGAUACCCAAGUUUCAACACCCUGUUUUUUGUCAAAAACUUGAAAUUUGAGUGAAAAUCUGAAACCCUGUUAGUUUGCUUAUGUUUCAAGUUUUUUUUUUUUUUAGCCUUUCAAGAUUUCGUUAAAAAUGGUAUAUAGAUAAGGGUGGAACGGAUCUUUUUUUGGCCCACAUGCAGAUUCUGGGUCGGUUUAUUUUUUUGUUGAUUACCUGCUCUGUUCUUGAGUUGCAUAAGAGGGGUUUACAGGUUUUUGUGGCUUUCAUGAUGGAUUGUGCUUCUUGCUUGAAGUUUCUUCUCCCUGGGAAUGAAUUUUUCGGAUUUGGGUUCCUGGUGUUUGGUCGUUUCUCGCAUGUUUUCAAUGUAUUGGGGCUGGUUUUUGUGUUUGGGAUGGGGUUAAAGUUUUUGCAAUUUGCUUUCAGCAACAAGGGUAUAAUGCAAUUUUUGUGUGAUGCUAGAGGGAAAUCAAAUGAUUUGAGAGGUGGGAUUUGUUCCAAACAUGAUCUGAAUGAGGUUUAUGAUCCAAAUAUUACGAAAUCCAUAGACACUUGCAAAGAAAUCCUCAAAAAAGAUACGGAUUUUUAUGCUAAAUAUGGUGUGGAAGAGGGCAUUGAUGAAAAGGAAAAAGAAUAUUGUCCAGAAGAUGAAGAAUUUAAUGUAAUGGCAUUGAGGAAAUUGGUUAAAAUCGAAAGGAGAAGAACAAAAGCUGCUUGUCGAGAGCUCGAGAAGGAGAGGACCGCCGCCUCGUCCGCGGCAGACGAGGCGAUGGCCAUGAUUUUGCGGCUCCAGAACGAAAAGAGUUCGGUUGAAAUCGAUGCUAACCAGUUCAAGAGAAUGGCAGAGCAGAAGCAGGAGUAUGAUCAACAAGUCAUUGAAUCACUGCAAUGGAUUGUUAUGAAACAUGAGUCAGAGUGGAGUUCAUUGGAAAACCAGUUGCAGUUGUGCAAGCAGAAGCUGAAGCUUUAUAUGGAAGAUGAUGAAUUAGACCAAUUUGAACUUGAUGGUGGCCUCGGCCAUUUUCAUGAUGCUUAAGGAGAUGGUAUGGAGAAUACAUUAGUUAGCUCUCUUGAAACUUAAACUUUGGUGUUGUAAGUUGUUGAUUAUAGUUCACAUUUAGGAGCUCAAAUGCUCAUGUUUUCAAGUUUGGAAAAGGGGUUAAAAACACUACAGUGUAGCUAAAUAUGCAAAACCAAUUGCAGUUGUGCAAGCAAAAGUUGAAGCUUUAUAUGAAAGAUGAUGAAUUAGGCCAA
Messenger RNA from Gossypium arboreum, 1638 nucleotides. Its product is annotated as protein FLOURY 1-like. Lineage: Eukaryota; Viridiplantae; Streptophyta; Magnoliopsida; Malvales; Malvaceae. The coding region runs from base 563 to 1420 and encodes 285 amino acids. The record is from RefSeq and is a predicted model, not a curated record. The transcript has a single exon.